Molecule: messenger RNA, 5973 nt
Organism: Sabethes cyaneus
Lineage: Eukaryota; Metazoa; Arthropoda; Insecta; Diptera; Culicidae
Exons: 1
Coding region: 1-5973 (1990 amino acids)
Biological process (GO): DNA integration
Molecular function (GO): nucleic acid binding
Source: RefSeq, a predicted model, not a curated record
AUGUCGAGUCCGGCUGAAACUGCAACCACUAGCAGUCAAGGUAAGAGUCCUGAUGUUCGAUCUACAAGCACACCUGAUAGAGCGCUCGGCUCUAAAGCAGAAGCUUUGAAUAAAGAACCCCUUCUCAACCCCCCCUCGAAUAUGAAUAAAAAGGCCUCCUCAGUCAAGAGUGCAUGCUCUAAGACCUCCCGUAGAAACAGCCAAGUUUCCCGCGGAAACUCCUUGAAACAAGUCGGUCAAAACUGUCGGUCGUGUUCUUCCGUGGACAAUAGUCGUAUGGUACAGUGUGAUGACUGCGAUGAGUGGCAUCAUUUUAGUUGCGUCGGUGUCGAUAGUACAAUCGAAUCGAAACCGUGGCGAUGCGCGAAGUGCAACCGGAAAGUGAAGAAACGUAGCUCUGGUAAACAGACAAAAGCGCUCAAGGGUACAGUUAACAUGAAAGCUACUGGUGUUUUGAGACGAGGUACUUCCGCAGAAAAAGUAGGUCAUCAAGAGAAAGAUACUUGCAAGGUGGUUAAGUCAUCGGAUGCUGUAUCGGUCGCCUCAGCUACGUCGAGACGGUCGUGUAGGGAGCGUUUGGAAUUGCAACUGCGUCGAAUCGAAGCUGAGCAGACACUGCUAGAGGAGAAGAAAAAGUUGGUGAAAAAGCAGUUUAGUGUUCUUGAGGAACUGGCGGAUCUCGACGAGAAAGAAGCGGAAGCUGAAUUAGAUGGAGAGAAAAGUGUUUCCAAGGUUAAAGACUGGCUGAACGAGAAGGAAGAUGGUACUGAAAGUGAAUAUUCGGGCGAUGAGGAAGAGUUACUGGAUAGCAGUGACUAUUCGGAAGAAGAGGAAGAAGAACCACCGGUGAAGAAUUCGUCUACAUUCCAGCCGAGUAAGCGGUCAACGGCAAGGGAAGGUCACCGGAGCCAGCGGAGGAUGCUUACAACUAGCAACCAGUUUAACUGUAGCCUAAACCGUAACCAGAUUGCCGCACGCCAAGUGGUCGCGAAAGAUUUGCCCGUGUUUUCAGGGAAUCCCGAGGAUUGGCCGCUCUUCUUUUCUACCUACGAAAGUACGACGCGCAUGUGUGGUUACACGGAAGACGAAAACAUGAUUCGACUGAGAAGUUGUCUGAAAGGAGAUGCCUUCGCUGCAGUUCGGAGCUUUUUGCUGCACCCCUCUACUGUUGAGAAAGCGGUAAAUGCACUCAAACUCAGGUUUGGUCAGCCGCGAGUAGUGCUACAGUCUAUAAAAGACAAGGUGCUAGCCAUGCCGGUUUUGAAAGCUGAUUCGCUGAACAAAACUAUCGAUUUUGCGUUAGCCGUUCAAAACUUCGUGGCAACAAUUGAGGCCUGUGGAAGCAAGGAGUAUAUGCGGGACAUUUCAUUGCUUAGUGAGCUUGUUGGAAAGCUUCCCGCCGCUAUGAAACUGGAGUGGGCAAGAUACACAAGGAGCUUACGUAGGGUGAACUUGGUCGCCUUUAGUGAAUGGCUCUAUGGUAUUGCCGAAGAUGCCUGCUUAGUCUCAGAGCCGCGAAAAAACCAGGAGGUCAGAAGCCAGGAAACAUACAAAGCACCGAAAGGCUACGUUAGCACGCACACUGAGCACCAAAGCUGGAGGAGCGACGAUUCAUCCGGCCCCGGUAGCAGUACGCAGAAAAUGGUUAGUGAACCCGAGAAGCUUCCCGCUGGAACUUGCGUGAGCUGUAAGGGUGAUUGCGUGUCACUAGCUAAAUGCAAACGAUUUUUGGAUUUAUCUUACGACGGAAAGUGGGCGACAGUUCGCGAAAAUAGAGUGUGUCGCAAAUGCUUGAAGCAACACAAGGGAGGCUGUGCCUCAAGGGAUUGUGGAGUAAACGGCUGUAACUUCAAGCACCACUCACUGUUGCAUAAGGAGCUGCACGCAGAGUCGCAGAUCGUCAACACUAAUCUGCCGCGCGAGGCGCAGUCUUGCAACACUCAUCAAGCUGGAUCCAGUGCCGUGUUGUUCCGCUAUAUUCCGGUAAUAGUAUAUGGCAACGGGAUCGUAGUACACUGUUACGCUUUCCUGGAUGAUGGAUCUUCGCUAACUCUAAUGGACCAGGACCUAGCCGAAGAGCUUAACCUUACAGGAGAGCGCAAUCCACUAUGUCUUAGAUGGACGGGUGGGACACAUCGUUCCGAAAAAGAUUCACGCAAAGUUGCACUGGACAUCUCCGGACUAAAAGGGAAACGCUUCCACUUCGAAGACGUCCGAACCGUGAGCGAACUCCAACUUCCAUGUCAAUCGCUUGAUGUGGAGCAACUUCAAUCUGAGUACCGUUACCUGAAAGGUAUCCCUGUACAAUCAUACAGUGGUGUGCGCCCCCGUUUGCUGAUCGGAGUUCAACAUGCCUACGCGACGCUCGUUAGGAAAAGUCGAGAGGGGAAGGUUGGCCAACCGAUCGCGAUAAAUACAAACCUCGGGUGGACGAUCUACGGUGGAGCUCCGCAAGGUCAGUCGGUAAGCAUGCUACACUACGUUUACCAUGUUAACACAUGUGUCAACGACACCGAAAGGCUGGACGAUGGCCUGGACCGCGCCGUAAAGGAGUACUUUUCGAUUGAGAGUCUAGGUGUAACUUAUCCAAAUAAGGAAAUCCGAUCCCGCGACGACGAACGCGCCAUGCAACUACUGCACGAUCUUACUCAGUUCAACGGAGAAAGGUAUGAAACGGGCCUGCUAUGGAGAAACGUGGACACGAAAUUGCCGAAUAGCAAGCCUAUGGCCCUAAAGCGGUUCUACAGCCUACAACGGCGCAUGGAAAAGGACCCAGACCUGGCGCGGACCCUGGACGAGAAGCUAGUGGAUUAUCUGAGCAAAGGUUACAUACGCAAGUUAACGGCAGAGGAGCUGGCGGAGAGCCAUGAGCGUAUCUGGUAUCUACCAGUCUUCCCGGUGUUUAACCCUAAUAAACCGGGUAAAGUCAGACUUGUCUGGGAUGCGGCUGCUACGAUAAACGGAGUCUCGCUGAAUUCAGCACUGCUUACUGGUCCUGAUCUACUCACUCCCCUAGUUUCCAUUCUCUACAAGUUCCGCGAAUCUCGUUUCGCGGUAUGCGGCGACAUUCGUGAAAUGUUCCACCAAGUCGGAAUGCGUGGCGAAGAUCAACAUAGUCAGCGAUUCCUGUGGUGGGACAGCGAAGAUAGAAAUAAUAUCAAUACUUAUGUGAUGCAGGUAAUGACCUUCGGAGCAUGCUGCUCACCGGCGAGCGCUCAGUUUGCCAAAAAUCUGAAUGCGGAGCGCUUCAGCGAGAAGUUUCCAGCCGCUACAAAGGCGAUUGUACAAUGCACGUACGUAGAUGACAUGCUGUGCAGUGGAGAAACGGAGCAAGAGGUCAUCGAGUUGGCUAAAUCGGUCCGGUUUAUACACAGUGAAGGCGGAUUCGAGAUCCGUAAUUGGACAUCGAAUUCACCUGCAGUUCUCGCGGGAAUUAGUGGUGAAUCAUGCAUAGAAAAAAACCUCGAUCUAGGGUCUAGUAUGGCGACUGAAAAGGUACUAGGCUUAUGGUGGUGUACUGCAACAGAUUGCUUCACUUUUAAGAUAAACUGGAGCAGGCUGGGAGAUGAUCUACUGAAGGGUGAGCGCUGUCCUACGAAACGCGAAGUCCUUCGUAUUAUGAUGUCCAUAUAUGACCCAGUAGGGCUUGUAGCACAUUAUCUCAUGUACCUGAAGGUCUUGCUGCAGGAGAUUUGGCGAUCUGGUGUCGGCUGGGAUGAGAAUAUUGAUCAGAAAUGCUUCGCAAAGUGGCAGGUGUGGCUUAGACUGCUUCCAGAAAUUGAAAAUUUAAAAAUUCCGCGCUGUUAUAGGCUCUGCACGUCGGCUAGGAAUCGAACGGAAGUUCAACUCCAUACCUUCGUCGACGCUGGCGAGAAUGGGAUAGCAGCCGUCGUAUAUCUUCGCUUCGCAGAGGAUGGGAUAGUUGAGUGCUCACUUGUUGGCGCAAAAACCCGCGUAGCUCCGCUCAAAUAUCUUACUAUACCGAGACUGGAGCUUCAGGCGGCAGUGAUUGGAGCCAGGUUAGCCCAGUUCAUCGCAAAAGGACUGACAGUUAAAAUCUUUCGUUCUUUCUUGUGGUCGGAUUCCAGGAACGUGCUUUCGUGGAUUCGUGCCGAUCAUCGCAAGUACAGCCAAUUCGUAGCUACGCGUAUUAGUGAGCUUCUGGAUCUAACAAAAGUGUCUGAUUGGAACUGGGUUCCAUCUAAGUGGAACGUAGCUGAUGAAGGGACGAAAUGGCAGAGUCGACCAUCACUAAAGAGUGAUAGCAGAUGGUACAAAGGACCCGAGUUCCUUUACCAGUGCGAAGAGGAAUGGCCAGCGUUACCCGAAAAAAUAGUAGAGCCUGAGGAAGAAUUGCGUGCCAAUGUUCACGUGCACGUCGUCGCCGAAAAGUUAGCCAUCCAAAUGGAGAGAUUCGGCCAUUGGAGACGUCUCGUUCGUGCGACAGCAUACAUCUUUCGUUUCAUUAGGAACACUCGACCAAAGCUCUUUACGCAGAUUGAAGGUGGUCUCACGUGCGAAGAAAUACGUGAUGCUGAAGACUUUCACAUUCGUGCCGCACAGCUGGAUACCUUCCGGGACGAGCUCCUGGUCCUAAAGCGAAAUGACCUCAAGUCAGCCUUACCCAAGCGGAGUCCACUGUACAAACUCAACCCAUUCGUUGAUGAACGCGGAUUGCUGCGUAUGCGAGGCAGAACAGGAUUGUGCGAAUACCUGUCCCAAGAUACCGUGAACCCCGUUAUUCUUCCCCGAGAUCACCAAGUCACUGACCUCAUCGUUAGAAAUUACCACGACAAGUUCCACCACCGGAACCACGAGUCGGUUAUCAACGAAAUCCGACAAAGGUUCUGCAUCAGUCGGUUACGACGAGUGUAUGCUAAAAUAAGAUUUAAUUGUCAACACUGUAAGUUGCGAGAUGCCCGACCGCGCGCCCCGGAAAUGGCUGACUUGCCUAGGUGCCGACUAACUGCGUUUGUCCGUCCGUUCACUCAUACGGGAAUAGACUAUUUCGGUCCUAUGGAAGUUGCUAUAGGGAGACGGGUUGAGAAGAGAUGGGGGGUACUUUUUACAUGCUUGUGUAUUCGCGCUGUACAUUUGGAAGUAGCUAGCUCGUUGACCACGAAUUCCUGCAUAAUGGCCAUAAGGAAUUUCAUCGCACGCCGCGGAACACCUUCCAGUUUCUAUAGCGACAGGGGCACUAACUUCAUUGGUUCUGAACGUGAAUUGAAACAAGCGUUGCAAGCAAUCGACCAAAACAGAAUGGCUCAAGAGUUCGUAUCUUCAAGCACUUCUUGGCACUUCAAUCCGCCAGCUGCUCCUCACAUGGGUGGGAGCUGGGAACGACUCGUCCAAUCCGUCAAGCGAAACCUGUCCGAAAUGAAGCUGCCCACCCGUCCAACCGAUGAGGAACUACGAAACGCGUUAAUCGAAGUAGAAGGCAUCCUCAAUGCACGACCACUUACACACGUGCCCGUCGAAGACGAAGCAGCACCGGCGCUCACCCCAAACCACUGGCUUUUGGGUAGCUCCGAUGGUUCCAAACCAUGGUCUCUCUUGAACGAGGACUCCAUUGCGCUGCGACGCGGGUGGCACUCAUCUCAAAAGUUCGCGAACCAAUUCUGGACUAGAUGGCUCCGGGAAUACCUUCCGGAAAUCACUAGGCGUUCUAAAUGGCACGAGAAGGUCCCACCGAUUACCAAAGGAGAUAUCGUGCUUAUUGUCGAUCCAAACUCACCGAGAAACUGUUGGCCAAAAGGGCGUGUCAUUGGGACGGUGAAUCACAAUGGACAGGUGCGGACAGUGACCAUUCAAACGGCGAAUGGCGUGUACGAGAGACCGGCGGUCAAGGUUGCGGUGCUUGACGUUAGAAGUAAGGAGGAGUUAGCAGACUCAGAGGCGGAGUCAGCAAACUGGGGGGGAGUGUCAAUGAACCACCCUCUGGAUCAGAGCACAACGAACGCACUCCAACAGUAA